Molecule: messenger RNA, 961 nt
Organism: Triticum dicoccoides
Lineage: Eukaryota; Viridiplantae; Streptophyta; Magnoliopsida; Poales; Poaceae
Product: DNA-3-methyladenine glycosylase-like
Exons: 6
Coding region: 36-929 (297 amino acids)
Biological process (GO): base-excision repair
Molecular function (GO): DNA binding; alkylbase DNA N-glycosylase activity
Source: RefSeq, a predicted model, not a curated record
AAGGCCUGAGCUGUGCCGCUUCACAGUUGACGUCGAUGAAGCCCCUCCGUUCCAUCCCAGCCGUCCAGCCCCACCCUCCCGUUCCCCAACUCAAGCCCCCACGCCGCCGCUCGCCGCCGGCUGCCGGAGGGCCAUCGCCGAUGACCACCCCCCGCGCGGCCACGCCCCCGAGCUUCAAGCGAUCCUCCCCCAGGAAGAAGCAGCGGCCCCGCAGCCGCCUCCUCGCCGCCGACUUCGCCGCCGGAGAGGCCGACGCUGCGCGGGCGUUGGUGGCGGCCAGGGCCACGCCGUCACCCCUCUCACCGCCGGCGGUGUCCCCGCAGUCUGCCGCAGGUAUGGCUCUGCCUCGCGAGUUCUUCGAGGUGGAUGCGCUCGACCUCGCCCCCCGCCUCCUCGGCAAGCUCCUGCGCCGCGACCAAGUCGUCCUCCGCAUCACCGAGGUGGAGGCUUACAGGCCAAACGAUUCCGCGUGCCAUGGCCGGUUCGGCAUCACGGCGAGAACUGCUCCUGUGUUUGGACCAGGAGGGCAUGCAUAUGUGUACCUAUGCUAUGGACUCCACAUGAUGCUCAAUGUUGUUGCCGACAAAGAGGGCGUUGGAGCUGCUGUUCUGAUCCGAGCGUGUGCCCCAGUUAGUGGACUGGAAAUUAUUCAGCAGCGUCGUGGCCAACAAACCGAGAAACCGAUCCUACUUACAGGACCAGGAAAGGUCGGCCAAGCUCUGGGGCUUUCCACCGACUGGUCGAACCAUCCACUAUAUACACCCGGUGGGUUGGAAGUUCUGGAUGCACCAGAACCUGAGAACAUUUUGGUUGGCCCCCGUGUCGGAAUCGAGUAUGCAUCGCCCGAGCAUGUCAUGGCGCCAUGGAGGUUCGCCGUUGCGGGCACCCCAUGGAUCAGUGCCCCGAAGAACACUCUCAGACCUCGGUGAAGACCCGGAUAUGGUGGAGAAGAGUGACUCGG